AUGGAGCCUAAUUUUCAAGGGAAUUCUAUCGAGACACCAAUAUCAACUCUCAAUAAUUAGGAACUAACCACUUUGAAUAGACAUCCCUCUGAUUCUGGCAGCGUUAGUAGUGAAAUAAGAUCUCAAGAUCUACUGCUAGCUCCAAUAAAGAAACUCUCAUUGAAAAAUAAAAAGGAUAAGAAUUUUAGCACAAUCCUCCCCCUCACAACUGGUGGUAGUUUACAAUAAAGAAAGAAUCAAAUGAAGUAAAGAUAGAGUUCUUUUAAUUGGGGGAAUUCCUAAUAGCUCAAUAGUGUUGUUGCUAUACCAGAGGAGAACGAAGAUAAUAAAGAAUUUGGAGAAAAUAUUAAGUCUGAAAGGAGUUCAAAUAAAAUAUAGCCUCUAAUAGAUGAUGAGAAUGAACUCAAAUCUGACAUAUUUAAGAGAAGAAUGUCAGUGAAAACGAAUAUAAAUAUUGAAUAGCUAGAGGAGAAGAAAUUCAGAUAAAAACUGAAAGAAUACUGGCUAAAAUUCAAAUUUUACCCAUCAUCUCCUUUUAAAAUAAAAUGGGAUUUAUUCAUCAUAACCCUAUCACUUUAUAACUCAAUAUUAGUUCCUUAUAACUUUGCCUUCCCAGAUGUAUUAAGUGAAAAUGAUUUCUUUUUGGCUUUUGAGUAUAUAAUUGAUAUAUGUUUCGCUUUUGACAUUUUGGUAAAUUUCAGGUCUGUUUAUUAUGAUUCUAAAAAUGAGAUUUAUAUUACUAAUGGAAAGCUCAUAGCUUUAAAUUACCUUUUAAAGGGCAGAUUUGUGAUAGAUUUACUAGCUUCAUUGCCGAUUGAAGAGAUAUUUCAGCUUUUGUCUUCAUCUGUCUAAUUUUCUAAGUCAAAUUUAAAGUUAAUAAGUUUGUUUAAAUUAGUCAGGCUUUUGAGACUCGGAAGAAUAAUUACCUUUCUUAAGAUGAAUCAAAAUUUCAAAUAGGCCAUGAAGAUUAUUUAGCUAUUUGCUAUGCUUAUUAUGGUAUUACACUGGAUUGCUUGCUUUUGGUAUUAUAUUAUAAGUUUAAAUGACACAUGGGUGCCAAUGAUGGAUAGAAUGAAGGAUGUUAAGAUUCUCUUUACUGAUUCAAAUUAUGGUCAGUAAUAUCUAGAAGUGUUCUAUUAUGCAAUUCUUGCUCUUGUUGGCAAUGAAAUGAAUCCCUCAAAUUCACUAGAGAUUGGAGUUGUCUCAAUUAUAAUCUUCAUUGGUUCAAUAAUUAUUGGUACUAUUAUCGGAGAAUUUUCGACAAUCUUAAGUGAGUUCUAGUUGAAAGCCAAAUAGCUAAAUGAAGAAUUAGAUAUGAUAUGCUAACUCAUGACAAGUCUAAAGAUACCAGAAACCUCUUAGAAUCGUGUAUUAGCUUACUAUGAACUAAAGAAUAGCAUGAAAUAUGUGAGAAAUGAAUAAUUCUACGAUUUGCUAAAUGAAAACUUGAUAAAGAUUGUGAAGCUUUUCUAAACUGAAGAUGCAAUAAGAAAUUUGGGACUCUUCGAUAAGAAUAACUAAAAUUAAAUUGAAAAUUUCGCCAACCUAAUGAAAAUUUAGCUUUACCUCCCAAGUGAUGUUGUUGCUAAAUAAGGGGAUAUUGGAGAUUAUUUUUAUUUAGUAGUAGAUGGGCUUGCUGAGGUACGAUCAGAGAAGAGAGAUUUCCUCUACUUUGAUUAUGUGCAUACUUAGAAAUUUCUUGGAGAUUACGUUCCUAGCAAAGGACUUAAUGAUGGAAGUUUAAAAAAAUUAAAGAAAUUCAUUUAAAAAUGCAUGCAAAAGAAAUAAGUUCAAAGAUUUAAAACUAAGAUGACUUCUAAAUACAUAAAAAUUUGUAGGAGGAAACUCAUCAAAUCCUUUUCUUCAGGAAAUUCGAAUUAAGCUGAGAAUAAUUCACUUGAUAUGACUUAACAGGAUUUACUAAGUAACCAUAAAACCAUAAAUAGUGAAAAGUUAGGUGUCAAAUAAAUUGAUGAGACAUAAUUUAAGAUUAUCAAUGAACUUAAGCAAGGAGAUUACUUUGGUGAAAUUUCUAUAAUAACGAAUCUUAAGAAAACAUGCAGUGUCUAUUCAGUAAAUAAUCUUAUAUGUGGAUUGAUACCAAAGAAGGAUUUGCUAGAUCUAAUUUUAGCAAAUGCUGAUUUUAAGAGUAGGUUGAUGUAACGAAUGAAUUUGUACAAAGAUAACUUUUUCAAGUUCAUAACUACAAUGAUAAGAAAUGUAGGGGCCUUUAGAAUCAUUCCAAAUCAUGUUGUUAAAAGUAUAAUUUUCAAACUAAGUGAAAGGAAGUAUCUGAAACAUUCUUAUAUUCUUAGAAUGGGAGAAGUAGCAGAUUAUGCCUUCUUUGUAAUGAAGGGCAGAGUUGGUGUUUAUGUCUUUAUUGGAGAUAUCUAUGACUACUAAAACUGUGAUGAAUUCAACAAAUCUAACUAUUAGAGACUCUGUACGUUAAGCGAAGGAUCUCACUUCAAUGUUACUCAUUUCAUCUUACAAAAAGAAUCAAUAUUCUUGUUCAGAGCAGAAGAAGAGACAGAUCUACUGUAGCUAGAUUAUUAAGACUAUCACAAGUUAAGUCUUAGAAGCGAGAUUCUACAAAACAUUAAUGACUCAAUCGGAGCAGUUUAUGGUGAUGAAGGAAAUAAGUAUGACUUUGGUAGAAUGAUUUAUAAGAGCAUAACAGAUAUCAUAAAGUCUCAGAAGAUAAAAGAGAAUUAUAUGAAAACAAAACAAAGAAUAAUAGAAGAAUUAAAGGAUUAGAAGGAAAACUACCAUCAUGUAAACAUUUAUGAUUAUUAGUUGCUAAAGUAGAUAAACAAAGAAAGCCAGAUGCUUGAAGUGGAUAUUAUGAAUGAGGAUACUAGAUCCUAGCUGAAGUAAAAUAUUAUAGAAAAAUUCAAGAGAAAUCUAUUUCUUCUGAGAUGUAAGGGCUUUCAUUCAAGCUAAAUGGAGAUCUUUAAUUGUAUUGAUCAGAUUAAUUAUAAAAGAGUUAGAAAGGAAUGUGAGAGAAAAAUGGAUAAAGCUGUAUAGGUACUCUCUGAAAACUUCUUCGAACUUUAAGUUAUGUAAAAUAUAAGUGAAUACACUAUGCUUUGUUCGUAUUACAAGAAAUAUCCUUAAAUUAAAGAAGUUAACUAGUAUUACAUCUAACUUAAAAAAGAUGAAAGGCUAAAGUAAAAGGAGUUAUUAAAGGACUUGAAUGGUAAAAAUGAAGACUAUCCUUUUACUCUGAAAGGGGAUCUUUUAUAGGUUGAUAAAAAAGAUGAUGAUUACAUAAAAAGAGAUAGGAGGAAGAUAAAAUAAUUGAAAAAAAUCUAAGAUUAGAAAUCUUAAUCAUUAGAUAUUGAAAAAGCAAAUUUAAACAUGGGAAUUAACGGCCCUAUUAUCGGAGUCGGUUAAUAUAAUGAAAAUUUAGUCCACUCCAUUGAUAAUUUGCAAGAAAUUAUUGAUAAAGAGAAGGAUGAAAUUAAGAAACAGAUUAAAGAGUGCACGCUUCACAAAGAGAUUAAAUUUAAGAUUAGUGUAACCAAUGAUGAGGAGAAUUAAGAGUUCUAGCAGCAAUUCAAAGUGCUGGAAUAAACUUAUCUCUGGCACAAUAUGGAUGAAAAAACAAAAAAGUUAGAAGCAAAACUUAUAAAAGAAGAAAAAUCUAGUUUAGCUCUCAUAAAUUCCUUGACAGAGCAAGCAGAAAGUAAUUAGGACCUCAUAGAUAUGAUAAAGAAAGAAAUCGUAGAAACUGAUAAAUUCUAUCAACAAAAGAUAUAAGAAAUCGAAUUUCAAGUGGCAAGUGAUUUAUGA
This is a messenger RNA of Stylonychia lemnae, 3795 nucleotides long. NCBI's taxonomy places the organism in Eukaryota, Ciliophora, Spirotrichea, Sporadotrichida, Oxytrichidae. The record is from the annotation of a GenBank genome assembly.